Molecule: messenger RNA, 990 nt
Organism: Penicillium mononematosum
Lineage: Eukaryota; Fungi; Ascomycota; Eurotiomycetes; Eurotiales; Aspergillaceae
Product: MIP/aquaporin family protein
Exons: 4
Coding region: 1-990 (329 amino acids)
Biological process (GO): water transport; glycerol transmembrane transport
Cellular component (GO): plasma membrane
Molecular function (GO): water channel activity; glycerol channel activity
Source: RefSeq, a predicted model, not a curated record
AUGGCUACCUGGAAAGAGCUUGAGCUUGAUUCAAUGUCAAAAGUACACCGUGAAACUCUCUCCUCUGCUACUCAUGACAGUGGCUGUGGCUCGCUGUGUCUGACUGACAAGAACGAAACGGCCAUCCAUCAUAUUAACCCUGAAGUCGAAAGUCCUUAUACUCGCCCCCUGGUGUGGUUUAAAGUGAGAGAGUACUGCCAUGAGGCGUUCUCAGAGUUCUUUGGGACGAUGAUCCUGAUUUUAUUUGGGGACGGGGUCGUUGCUCAGGUACUACUCAGUCAUGGCCAGAAGGGUGACUACCAAUCUAUCUCUUGGGGAUGGGGACUCGGCGUCAUGCUCGGAGUAUACGCCAGCGGGGCAUCAGGAGGCCACAUCAACCCGGCCGUGACAUUUGCAAACUGCGUCCUCCGCGGCUUUCCCUGGCGCAAAUUUCCCGUGUACGCACUAGCGCAGAUCCUCGGCGCAAUGUGCGGUGCGGCCAUUGUGUACGGCAACUAUAAGUCAGCCAUCAACGUCUACGAGGGCGGGCCAAAUAUCCGCACAGUCCCCGGCUACUCGACGACAGCAACAGGCGGCAUCUUCUGCACCUACCCAGCAGAAUUCAUGACAAAAGCGGGACAGUUCUUCUCGGAGUUCCUUGCCAGUGCGGGCGCCGGGACGCUGACACCUCUGGCGCUAUUCUUCGUUGUCUUUGGCAUUGGCGCGUGCUUUGGAUGGGAGACUGGAUAUGCUAUUAACCUGGCACGGGACUUUGGGCCUCGGCUGACAUCCUACAUGAUUGGAUAUGGGCAUGAAGUAUGGGCUGCAGGGGGCUAUUACUUCUGGAUUCCUAUGGUUGCACCAAUAUUAGGUUGCACAUUCGGGGGGCUGCUAUACGAUCUAUUCCUAUAUACUGGGAUGGAUAGCCCAAUCAACACACCCUGGAUGGGAAUCAAGACGCUGCGUGGACCCUUUGGCCGAAGGCGAGUCGCAUUGCAGAGUCCAGUCUGA